Messenger RNA from Paramuricea clavata, 172 nucleotides. Lineage: Eukaryota; Metazoa; Cnidaria; Anthozoa; Malacalcyonacea; Plexauridae. The record is from the annotation of a GenBank genome assembly.
AUGGGUACCGAUCCAACCGCUUCGAUCAGCCUACCAGGGUCGUCGAGUCCACAUCCGCCAGAUGCCAGCAUUCUACAGCAGCCAGUAGACCACAACAUUUUGCAGGAAGUCCAACCUACAAUAGAUUCCCUGGUCGAAGUAGCUUUGGGGCAGUCCCAAGAAGCUAUCGCAG